Molecule: messenger RNA, 2470 nt
Organism: Morone saxatilis (striped sea-bass)
Lineage: Eukaryota; Metazoa; Chordata; Actinopteri; Moronidae
Gene: scnm1
Product: sodium channel modifier 1
Exons: 9
Coding region: 92-919 (275 amino acids)
Biological process (GO): RNA splicing
Cellular component (GO): nucleus
Source: RefSeq, a predicted model, not a curated record
CGUAGCACCGCUAUCAGGACGUUGUGAAGUAGCUACUUAGCUCAACCUGAUACUGACUGACUGUUUUUCUCAGAUUAAUAACGAAAUAAAGAUGUCUUUUAAAAGGGAAGGCGACGACAAGAGUCAGCUGAACAUCCUGAAGAAACGACGAGUGGCAGAUCUGCUGUCCAACUUUAUUCCAGAGGAUGAAGCGACUCUUACGAAAAACGGAAGGUACGCUUGCCUUGUGUGCUCCUACUGUCCGAUGUUUGACACAGUUGAUACUCUGACAGUCCACAGAAAUGGGAAAAGGCAUCUGGAAGGUUCAAGAGUUGAAGAUGUUUAUUGUCAUAUGCAACAAAAGAAAGCAGGAUUGAAAGCGUUCUAUGGCAAGAAAGCAAGGUUGAGGAAUGAAAUAACGAAAAGGAAACAUGAGAAUUACGUCCAGACUGAAGACACAAGACAGGAACCCUCCUGUUCAGCACCUUUACUGGCACAAACACGGAUGCUUACACAUCACGCUUUAUUGAAGACUGUACCAUACAACAGCUGCCACAGAAAAACCAGUACAAAAUCUGAAAAAGCACCACAGAGCAUCGGCUCAGAUCCCAGCUUCACUUCCAGCUACACAGCAUCAGAACAAGACAAAGCAAGUCAGAAAACUGAAGUUUCUCACAGUUCAUUACAAAGCUCUAGUGGCUGCACAACAGCUGAAGGCUCACAUCCAUCAGAGGACAUAAAAGGAGCUCAGGCUGCAGUGACAGAGGAGGCGGAGCCUAUAACAGCCCAGAGGAGGAGAGAGCUGGAGCACUACCUCAAACUCAAAAGUGAGGGGUGGUUGCAAGACCGGAGCGGCAAGUGGGUUAAAGACGAGAACGUGGAGUUUGAUUCAGAUGACGAGGAGCCCCCUUCGCUUCCCCCUCUACCUACAAGUCACUGAGAGGACUAAGAACUGUGAAAACACAGAUGAACUUGUACCACAGUGGUACAUUUAGCCGGAGCGCUGUGUGCACUUUUAUUGAAUCCCAUGGUUUUCUGUGCUGAUUCUACAGCGCCUGUGUGAUCUUUGGACUCACCGGUGAUCAUCAGCUGCAACUUUAGAUGCUUUUAUCUCAUCACAUAAGAUUUACAGAAUCAAACUUAACAAUAAAUGUCACUUCCUAUUUGUUACUGUUUUUGUUGCUACAUGGAACAUCAAACACUUUAAAACCUAAGGAAUUUAAUAGAGAAUAACAGGUUUGACCAAGGCUCUUCUGGCGGGGGGGGGUUCUCAGGGGCCGCUUAUAAAAGCUCCAACCAUGGUUGUGUCCUAAUGUCAGAAAGACAUUAAAGGAUAAUUCGGGUUUAUUACUAAUUGGACAUUAUUUUCAGUGUUUUGGCCUGAAUUUGGAUAAAAAUGUCAGUAGUGAUCACUCAUAGUAAAGGAAAACUGUGCAAGCAUAAGUAUGGAAAGUACAAAAGGUCAUAAUUGAAUCAGUAAGUUGGUCUGUAAACUGUGAUGGGUGUUAGGGUUAGGGUUAGUAAUUUAACCCAUUGCCUUCAUUUUCACUUACAAAUACGUUUAGCUAAGCUGUUUACAGUCUGACUGCACUUCUUUCAGAGAUACUACCAUGUUCUCAGCUCUUAAUAUUAACUUGGUGAGUACUUUACAAACUGACUGGACCAUGUUAUCCUCAUAAACAUGAGCCUUAUGCCCUGUUCAUGGACCCUUCAGGAUCAGAAGAAUGGCCCUGAGCAGUUGAUUUUUCAGGUGAAUGUCUCUUGUAACCUACACAAUGAGUGAGACUAUUUCACCAUCGUUUGUUUUAAUCUUUCAACAGAGUUACGUCUCCUCUCUGGUAGGAUUAAUCCUCAGUCAGCUUCGCUCCAAAUCAGCAGCAGAUAGGCUGCAUUGGUGCUAAUCUGGGUAGAGGAGCCACCGGUUAGCGUUCUUCGCUGGGCGUUCGUUCAGCACAGUUGCUAUAAAUUGGAUGGCACCAUCAGGGUCAGUGGGGGGGCGGCAGAGGGACUUAACAUGGGUUAGUUUCUGAUGACACCGCUAAUAUGUGUGGAAAGCACGCUUGCUUCAUUAUUUUGGAGCGCAGAGCAUCACCACCACAUGGAGAGGCACUUAAUAUGUUAAAGGUUCUCAGUUGUUGUGGAGACUUGGCAGUGUGACAUGUAAACGCUUGUCAAAGUGCUUUGGAGACAAAUGCAUCAAUAUUUAAAUUCUGACCUUUAAUAUCGUGUCUGCCAUUUCAGCAUUACAACUUACACAGUCCUCUGACGCAAAUAUGACCCAGAAAAAACCCAACAAAUGAAACACAAUAUGGUAAAUACGUUUGUCACAGCAUUCAUGGCACCCAGCAUUGCAAUCCAAAAAUACACAACCUGUGUUUUACUGUGAAACAGCGAUCAAAGGGACGAGAAACCCUCAGAAUAGAUUGUGUCGAGGCAAAUCUGACUUUAAAUCAUUUUAAGAUGACAAAUGUCACAGACGCCUGGAUGACUU